Molecule: messenger RNA, 2613 nt
Organism: Fonsecaea nubica
Lineage: Eukaryota; Fungi; Ascomycota; Eurotiomycetes; Chaetothyriales; Herpotrichiellaceae
Exons: 2
Coding region: 1-2613 (870 amino acids)
Biological process (GO): microtubule-based movement
Cellular component (GO): kinesin complex; nucleus; microtubule
Molecular function (GO): ATP hydrolysis activity; microtubule binding; microtubule motor activity
Source: RefSeq, a predicted model, not a curated record
AUGGACAACUCGACCAAGAUGCCACCACAAACCUCGCUGUUCCAGGUCUAUCUACGCCUUCGACCUGCGUUUCAGCUCCCGCAGUCAAAGCAAAAGCCUGAGCCGUGGCUUAUCGUGGAACCGCCGAAUUCACCUGUCGAACCCGAUGAAAACUCAUGCAAUACCUUCUCGAGCCACAUCACGCUACAGCCUCCCAAUGACUCAAGAAAGCGCGCAAUUGAAAGAUUCGGAUUUACAAAGGUAUUCCAGGAGGAGGCAACACAAUUAGACAUAUUCGAUGAGACUGGCGUGGCAGACACAAUUAAGAGCGUGCUGCAAACCGGAAGAGAUGGCCUUGUUGCCACAUUGGGAGUUACAGGCAGUGGGAAGAGCCAUACAAUCCUUGGAUCAAAGUCUCAACGAGGACUCACACAGAUGACUCUGGAUGUUCUUUUCAGGUCAAUUGGCGAGCAUAUACGUCGACCGCACCAUCCAGAUCUCCCCACGGAUACUGGCCUGCUUUCUUCCCUCCAGGUGUCUGAUCCCGCCGAAGCCCAGAUCUUGUCGGCAACCACUUUCCUCGAGUCAAUCUACAGCGAUGGCGAUCGAGCUAGACUAUCACGAGCGCAGACACCCAUGUCACGAGCUCAAACCCCCAUGAUGGUAGGCAUUCACAACAAUGGGCUUCCCGGCUCAUUUCCUGCACCUCCCCGAACCCGUUCAAACUCCAACACUAUUGAAAACCCAUUGCCGUUGGCAUCGAUCCCCGACCAUUUCACAGGCUGUGCUCUGUCAUCCGUACAGGUACCUUCGAGUAUCUCUGAUAUGAUUUAUCCGCUCGAGAAAGAACCCUGGCGGCCGCCGUCAAAAGUCCCAUUUUUAAGUCGCCUGAAAAACUUGAGAAAGUCCCCUGCUAAAUCUGUGCUUGUCAAGGAAUCUAUGGGUCACUCUGUCCGAAGGCCUCCUCUGCCUCGACCGUCCACAUUCCCCCAGAACCCUGACGUGGGAGGAUUUACCGUAGACAUCGAGCAAGAUUCCGAGUAUGUCGUCCUCGUAUCGAUGUACGAGGUAUACAACGAUCGCAUUUUUGACCUGCUAUCGAAUGCCACGUCACCAAAUGCACCACCAACAUCGACACGGCAAGGAGCCGCUCUGCAGAAGGGUUUGCUCCGGCGUCCAUUACUGUUUAAGAACACCGAAAUGUCCCCCGAUAUGAAAGUUGUUGCUGGGCUUCGGAAAGUUGUAUGUGGUAGUUAUGAUGAGGCAAUGAUGAUUCUUGAAACGGGCCUCACCGAGCGGAGAGUCGCAGGAACAGGAAGCAAUAGUGUCAGUUCCAGAAGUCAUGGCUUCUUCUGCAUCGAAGUGAAAAAGCGAACGAGGUCGAACUACCAUGAUGGGUACUUAAUAUCCUGUCAAUCUCCUUGGACUGGAGGAACCAUGACCAUCUGUGAUCUCGCUGGUUCCGAACGUGCCCGCAACGCCAAAACCACCGGCUCGACGCUGGCGGAAGCAGGAAAGAUCAACGAGAGCUUGAUGUACCUUGGACAGUGUCUGCAGGUCAUCAAUGAUUGCCAACAAGAAGGAAGCAAGCCUAUCGUCCCGUUCCGGCAGUGCAAGCUAACCGAGCUUUUGUUUUCAAACUCUUUUCCAUCAUCGAACCAUACUGUCGCAUGCAGACCACCACAGAAGGGGGUGAUGAUUGUCACAGCUGAUCCUCUUGGAGACUUCAAUGCCACAAGUCAGAUUCUGAGAUAUGCAGCCAUGGCUCGAGAGGUUACAGUUCCCAGGGUUCCCAGCGUGACUAGCACGAUCUUGGGGGGACCUCAAGGGAAGGCAUUACAAACUGGCCGGGCUACUCCACAUGAUGUUGCAAAUGCGUUCUUCAUCACGAAAGAACUAGAUCAGGCAACCCAUGAGGCGGCAAGACUAGCUGAAGAAUGCGAUUUCUUGGCUGUCAAACUCGCGGAAGAAGAAAUCAAGCGAACUGAGGCAGAACUGAAGCUACAAGCAGCGGAGGAGAAGCUCACCGUCAUGGAGCAAGAAGUUCGUGAGGAGUGCUGGACAGAGAUGGAGGAACGGCUGGACGAGGAGAGAGAAAGAUGGAGAGCAGCGUGGGAGCAGGAGAGGCUGAGAGGAGAGGCGUAUGUGGAUGGCAAGCUUGAAAUCCUCGAGAAAACAGCAAAGAUCACGAUCCACGAGGAUACUCCUGGUGACGGGAGGAUUGAGGAGCUUGAGAGAGAAAAUGAGAGCCUCCGAGUCAAACUGCGCGCGCUGGAACAAGAGAUUCAGACAAGAAGCCCAACAAAGAAAUCUCGAGGCACGGCCACGUCCAAAUCGCCACUCAAAAGUUUGGUCUUGCAGGAGUCUUCCAACACCAACAUUGCGACCAACCCUUUUCUAGCUUCUUUGAGGGCAUCGGCCAAGGAUCGAGACAGCGAGGCAACGCUCAAGCCCAGGCAAAGCGACGAUGGGUUGGACAUAUGUGAUGUUUCGCCACGGAAGCUGUCACUACGGAGCUCAAGUGUGACCAGGAUAUCGGUGCUGGAAGACUCACAAGUGGCUGCUCCCCCUGUCAAGAAGCAGCGAAAGUUGACGACGCGGAAAUGGGAUCUUGGUGACCCAGACGCUCUUUGA